Achroia grisella is the source of this 1536-nucleotide messenger RNA. Its product is annotated as potassium voltage-gated channel protein Shaw-like. The transcript is spliced from 8 exons. The coding region runs from base 97 to 1536 and encodes 479 amino acids. Gene Ontology annotation, molecular function: delayed rectifier potassium channel activity; protein binding. Lineage: Eukaryota; Metazoa; Arthropoda; Insecta; Lepidoptera; Pyralidae. The record is from RefSeq and is a predicted model, not a curated record. Gene Ontology annotation, cellular component: voltage-gated potassium channel complex; neuronal cell body membrane; dendrite membrane. Gene Ontology annotation, biological process: protein homooligomerization; potassium ion transmembrane transport.
UUUUCAAAUCCGUAAUUGAACGGGCUGUGAUUGAACAAUAGUGCUGUGAAAUAAAUUCAAAUGUUUGACGUGUGGGAGAAACUUUUCUGAGCAGGAAUGGAUGGGGAGAAUAGGAUCAUUUUGAACGUUGGAGGAAUAAGAUACGAGACUUACAAAGCAACGCUUAAGAAGAUUCCUGCGACGAGGCUGUCCAGACUGACGGAGGCUCUUGCAAAUUACGACCCAGUACUAAACGAGUAUUUCUUCGACCGACACCCGGGGGUGUUCGCACAAGUCCUCAAUUACUACAGGACAGGAAAGUUACAUUACCCCACAAAUGUAUGUGGCCCGCUCUUCGAAGAGGAGCUGGAGUUUUGGGGGCUGGACUCCAACCAGGUGGAACCAUGCUGCUGGUCCACAUACAGCAUACACAGAGACACCCAGAACACCCUGGCAAUACUUGACAAACUGGACAUUGACAGCGAGAAGCCAUCAGAAGAGGAGAUCGCCAGACUCUUCGGGUACGAAGAGGCAUACUUGGCCGGAGAACUUGGCGUGUGGCAGAGACUCAAGCCAAAAGUGUGGGCGUUGUUUGACGAGCCUUCCAGUUCACCACCUGCCAAGGUGAUAUCAGCUAUAUCUGUCUUCUUCAUCUGCGUUUCGGUGCUCUCAUUCUGCCUGAAGACACAUCCGGAUCUUCGAGUGAACUUUCCAACUGUCGCGCCAUUUAUAGUGGAGAAUACCACAGUGUUGCACAAUAACACAAAAUAUCUCCAAAAUACCACAGCAAUGGUGGAGACGAGAUGGACGGACAACGGAGAGCCUCACGUGUUCUUCUUCUACAUUGAGCUCGUUUGUAAUGUGUGGUUUACAAUCGAGCUUCUAGUCAGAUCUGUGGUAGCCCCAAACAUGAUAGAGUUCAUAAAAUCCCCAGUGAAUAUUAUAGACUUUAUUGCAACGUUAAGUUUCUACAUGGACGUGUUAGUGGAACUAACUGUGGUGAAACAGUACGUGGACAAGGCUGAUAUCCUCGAGUUCAUCUCCAUCAUCAAGAUCCUCAGGCUGUUCAAGUUAACGAGGCACAGUCCGGGGCUGAAGAUAUUGGUGCAUACGUUCAAGGCAUCAGCUAAGGAGCUGACGCUAUUGGUCUUCUUUUUGGUGCUCGGCAUUGUGAUAUUUGCGAGUCUCGUGUAUUAUGCUGAGAAAUCUCAGGAUAACCCCGACAACCAGUUCAAGUCGAUCCCCCUCGGGUUGUGGUGGGCCAUUGUUACCAUGACAACCGUGGGUUACGGCGACAUGGCUCCCAAGACGUACCUGGGGAUGUUCGUUGGAGCACUGUGCGCUUUAGCUGGCGUGCUCACCAUAGCUCUACCAGUUCCUGUCAUCGUGUCCAACUUCUCCAUGUUUUACUCUCAUACGCAGACAAGGACAGACAUACUUCACGAUCUAGGGCCGAAAGAAGCCGAGUACCGCACCGCUGCUGGGAAAAAAGAUGGCGAUCUCUGUACGUUCCCGCUCGUAUCUGAGAAACGCUUGCACAUAAUUGCAUUGAUAUAA